Strongylocentrotus purpuratus (purple sea urchin) is the source of this 1125-nucleotide messenger RNA. RefSeq names its product arylsulfatase B-like. Lineage: Eukaryota; Metazoa; Echinodermata; Echinoidea; Camarodonta; Strongylocentrotidae. The record is from RefSeq and is a predicted model, not a curated record.
AUGAAUGAAUCUCACAUACCCAUAGGAGGGGGAAGUUGUAUGCAGAGAAUAGAACACAAACCAGUCAAGCGAGAGAUGCAGACUCGGAAAACUGUGGCUUCUGGCAUCGGUGUACGCCUGGCUCUCGCGCCUGCGGGUGACUGCAGCAAUACAUCGGCAACUCUACCGAACAUCAUCUUCAUCUUGGCUGAUGACUUCGGUUUCCAUGACGUCGGUUACCAUGGUUCUGCAAUUAAGACUCCAUGGCUGGACAAACUUGCCCGCUGAGGCGUGAAGCUGGAGAAUUACUAUGUCCAGCCGAUUUGCACCCCGACGAGAAGUCAACUGAUGAGCGGUCGAUACCAGAUUCACAAUGGUCUUGCGCACGGAGUUAUCCAUGCAGUCCAGCCAAACUGCCUCCCUCUAGAAGACCCGACCCUCGCCGAUAAACUCAAGGAGCUCGGCUACGCCACGCACGCAGUCGGCAAAUGGCAUCUUGGCUUCUACAAGAAAGACUGCUGGCCCACCAGGCGUGGCUUUGAUACCUUCUUUGGCUUUUACAGUGGCAGUCAACACUACUACACUCACCGACGCGGCUGCAUGUGCCAGGCUUCGACUGCGAUGGCCAUUUCUAAGGGCUACGACUUCCGAAACCAAGAGAAAUCCGCCCCCAGGUACGGCGGCCAGUAUUCAACUCACCUCUUUGCAGAGCGAGCCCUUCAAAUUCUGGACAACACUCGACCUAAAAAGCCAUUCUUUCUAUACCUACCAUUCCAAGCCGUCCAUUCACCCCUGGAGGUGCCGGAGGAGUACGUGGAGCCAUACAAAGACGUCCAGGAUCUAGACCGUCGGCUGUACUCGGGCAUGGUGGCCUGUAUGGACGAGGCUAUCGGCAACAUCACGCAAAAGAUGACUGAACUGGGACUAUGGGAGAACACAGUCCUAAUAUUCUCAACAGACAAUGGAGGCCAGAUCCACCAAGGCGGCAACAACUGGCCCCUCCGAGGCUGGAAGCUGUCUCUGUGAGGGGGCAUGCGUGGCGUGGGGUUCGUCCACAGUCCCUUGUUGUCAGACAGUGUCAAAGGGACUACAAACCGUGAACUGAUUCACGUCAGUGACUGGUUCCCGACCCUGGGGCCGGGAUAG